Molecule: messenger RNA, 1632 nt
Organism: Myzus persicae (green peach aphid)
Lineage: Eukaryota; Metazoa; Arthropoda; Insecta; Hemiptera; Aphididae
Exons: 3
Coding region: 746-1081 (111 amino acids)
Source: RefSeq, a predicted model, not a curated record
UAGGUUGGACGUUAAGCUAUGUAAAACUGUGUGUACCUAUGCGGUAUGGUGGGUGACCGGCAGGUGCCUACACACAUCCAUAGACAAUCAUGGGUUGGCAGUACGGCGAGAGUGUUCGAACCGCGAUCGCGUUAUACUGGUGCGCGGGCCAGAUAACAACGACGGCGGCGUCGGCGUGCGGCGGUCGAUCAUCAUCAUCAUCAUCAUAUUAUUAAUAUUAAACGUCAGUGCUGCGAUCAACAGGAAAUAACAAUUAUUAUAAUACAUUAUUAUCAUCAGUAUUAUUAUUAUUAUUAUUCUUUUUAUUACUACUUCUACUAUUAUUAUUAUUAUUAUUAUUAUUAUUACAAAAUUAAACCUCGUGAUAUCGCCGUGUGUAGUGCAACAUAAAAUACUGUUCACGGCGGUUAGAUGGCCGUCAGUCGCAGUGCUUGAUCGUAUUAUAUAUGUGUGCGGUGGUCAUAAACGCGGAACGCCGAACCGCCACAGUCGUUAUUUACCAAAAUCCAACACUAUAAAAUAUUAAAAUGUCCUAAGAUAUUAUAAUUAUUAUUUUUAUUAUCAUCGUCGUCAAGUUCCGAAGACAACGUGAAAGCGCAAGAACCUAGGAAAGAUCUUGUUGAUCCAAUAAAGCCGGACCACUGUCAGCGUCCAGAAUAGCCGUGCCACAAAACAUUAUUUAGCACAAAUAACACUCGAUUAUUCGCACGCUACGCUUGAAAAAAAUAUAUCGAACUGCGUAGAUAUGGACAACUGCGAAAAAGGAUACGAUAACUCUGCGUGUAACCCAAAUGACGAUGUCGGUGUGGCGCAGAUACCGUCCAUCGAAAUGGACCGUGUGGCCGAUACCAGGAUGAAUGCAGUCGUCGUGACCGGAUGCUGCGGUGGCGGUCUGAACGGCAAUGGCAACCAUCAGUCAGGCGAUCAGUCUCCCGAAAACGGCUCGCCGGACGCUUGUCAGCCCAAAUGCCCAGCGGUCAGAUCGUCACCCUGGGAUCCACUAAAAACGCGGUUCGUGGCCGUCCUAACCAUAGCCAUGGUCGCGUGGGUGCUGAUUGGAGUUUUCGUCAAAAACCUGUAAAACGCGAAUAAUUACUGCAAUCACAAUAAUUCUCAAGCGAUAAUAUUUUAAACGAUGGCCGUUCCAACUGUGUUACUUACACAUUUAUACAUGUUAUAAAUAUAUGAUAUAUGAUGCAUUGUGUUCUUUUCAAUUAAUCACGUAAUGUAUCAUUACCUUAAAAUCUUACCACCUGGCACCCAAAAUUCUUCUUGACUUUCUCAAAAAUGUACAUUGCAACCGGGCUUGUCUCCUGCGAUUUUUAGCCACAAUACAUUCCUAUAUAAACACAUUAAAAUUAUAACAUAUUAUAUUAAUUUAUUAAUACUUUGAAAACUUUCUUCACCCAAAUUGUACAAUUAUCGCAUUUCUAAUAAUAUAUGGCAGUAUAAGUAAUGUACGUCUGCGGUGAUAAUGUACAGAUGAAUAUUGUUUUCAAAAUAUAUAAAUAAAAAGUCACGUUAAAAAUUAAUUGUAUUUAAUGAUGUUGUAUUUCAACUAAUCUAAUGAAUGUUUUAAAAUAAAUAAAUAUUAUACAUAAUGUACAAUGUAAAUAAACAUAUAUUUUACUA